AUGGGUGCUGAAUGGUUAACAGUAAGAAGCGCUGCCGCCCGGCGGGAACUAAUCACGCCGGGGUACGACAUCCACCUCACACUCCAGCAACCCCCUCCUCAACGAAUCAUGACGCCACGAUCCACGAAGCAAAGUGGUUUGGCUUCAUUAGCCUGUACCGAGUGUCGCAAGCAACAUCUAAAAUGUGAUGCGAAGAAGCCAACAUGCUCGCGUUGCUUGCAAAAUGAGUACUUCUGCCAAUACCUUCCAUCCCGACGAGGCGGCCGCAGGAAAACCCGGAAUGAACCAGUUCGGCGGGCUUCGUUUCGGCCCCAAGAGCAAAUCGAGACUUCCCUUGUUCUCCCUAUUGAAGCCACUGGUCAGCCCAACACCCCUGACAGUACGUCAAUUCCCAGCGCAUCUAAUGGGGUAGGCGUUCCAUCUGGUCAUGUCCCAUGGCCUAUGAUACCCCUACGAAAUGAUCUCCACCAAUCAAGAACAGAUGCAGUCCGCGAAUCUUGGUUUCAUGAUGACCGGUUUCUGCGACUAUUCUACGAGAACUUCCAUGCUGCUCACCCUAUUCUCGUUCCAAGUGCAGUUUAUCAUGACCGCCAGUACCCCGACUUUCUUCAAAUGGUGGUCCAUUUUGUUGGCUCCCAUUACAUCUCUUCAGUCCCGAAUCAACAGUACAAGGAUAAAGUCAUUGCAGAAUUGACCUGCAGCCCUGACCGAUCACCUUGCAUGGUUCAGGCUUGGCUUAUCUAUUCAAUCGCCGUUUAUGCUCGUGGCGAAUGGCAGGAGGCCCAGGAUGCCUUUGCUCACAGUGUGCAUAUAGCCCUAGAGCUUGGCAUGAACCGAAGGGACUUUGCAUCGUCAGCUAACCCUGAGACUUCCAUCGAGGCUGAAAGUAUGCGAAGGACUUGGUGGGAGCUGUAUAUCACAGAGAUAUUCAUGGCCGCACCUUUCAAAAACACGACUUUCCAGUGUAGCACGAUGGCACCGGAGGUGGCCCUCCCUUGCGAAGAUUCGGUUUACACUGGCACUGGCUCAUGCGAAAUCCCAACACCUCGCAAGAUUCUUGAUUUCAAGCGCAGGGUAUUCGCACCCGACGAGACAAUAUUUUCAUCGUCUAGUUAUCGUAUCGAGGCCGCAACCAUAUUAUGUCGAGCCCUCGUCUUGAACGGGCUCCGCGACUAUCAUCGCGACCAUCUGCAAGCUGUUGAGAAUGCACUUGUUAGUUGGAUCAAUCACCUACCACCUAAAAAACUGGAUAUCGUCGACUCGUAUGGAAACAUUGACGAAAUGAUGUUCCAGGCACACAUGUCCAUUGCCUAUGCGACCAUGUUACUGCACCUGCCACGAAGCGAUCUACAGCCUGUAUUGUCACAAUCCGAUGAUCAAUUCUGGCCCGUUGCUACACGCCAUCUAGCAUCAACACUGAACCGCUCAAUACACAGUAUCAAGGCUACCGAAGCCUCUCGGCGUCUUUCCGACGCAAUUUCACUUUGUCCCAAUGUCCCAAAACAUACCCCUUUCGCAAUUCCCGCAUUAGCCUUGUGCGGUAUGAUCCAACUCGCCACGUCCAUCAAGCACACCGAGGAGUGUUUUGAUCAUCAUUACAACCGUGUGACUCUUAUCCUUGGAUGCUUGAAAAGUACCAAGCGGAUAUGGAAUUUGGCAGACGCGGCCUACCAUCAUUUGAGAACCUCAGCAGCAGAUAACCUGUCGGACUCGAUGGAGCGUUGGUGUACAGAACCUCCUAAGAAACUGUUCCCAUCAGACUCAACACCGAGUAGCACAGAGCGUUUAAAUCAGCCUACACGACCAACCUCCGCAGUGUCGGAUGGCCAGGAAAUGCUGUUUCCUCCUCUUGGAUCAGCCUUUGUUGACCCAACUUGUUACAAUGACUCCUUUUUCACAUCGCUCCCGGACUUCGAUAUCCAUUAA
Molecule: messenger RNA, 1926 nt
Organism: Penicillium malachiteum
Lineage: Eukaryota; Fungi; Ascomycota; Eurotiomycetes; Eurotiales; Aspergillaceae
Product: Zn(II)2Cys6 transcription factor
Exons: 2
Coding region: 1-1926 (641 amino acids)
Biological process (GO): regulation of DNA-templated transcription; DNA-templated transcription
Molecular function (GO): zinc ion binding; DNA binding; DNA-binding transcription factor activity, RNA polymerase II-specific
Source: RefSeq, a predicted model, not a curated record